CUCAAGAUCACAAGCUAGCCAAAGCAGUAAACACAAUUUCUUAGCUGCAUUCUCUUUUCCUUGUCUUUGUUACUUCACAGGGAUGGAGGGCAUUUACUCCAAGCAGAAGUUCUUUUUAGUGUUUGUUUUGUUUAACAUAGUUGCCACAUUGGCAAAAGGCCAUGGCACGCGUGUUGGGUUCUAUGCAAGCUCAUGUCCGUUGGCUGAAUUAAUAGUUCGUUCUACAGUUCAAUCCCACUUUCAGUCUGAUCCUUCAGUUGGUCCUGCCUUAUUGAGGAUGCAUUUCCAUGACUGCUUUGUCCAUGGCUGCGAUGCUUCUAUCCUCAUUGAUGGCCCUGACUCCGAGAAAAAAGCUCCUCCUAACCUUGGAGUGAGAGGAUAUGAAGUUAUUGAUGAUGCCAAGGCACAACUUGAAGCCACGUGUCCUGGAGUUGUCUCAUGCUCUGAUAUUCUUGCCCUUGCUGCCCGUGAUGCUGUUGUUCUGGCAAACGGACCAAAGUGGGAGGUGCCUACGGGACGCAGAGAUGGAACGGUUUCGUUGGCAUCUGAUACUGACACCUUGCCUGGCUUCUCGGAGUCAAUAGAAGAACAAAAGAGAAAGUUCGCUGCAUUCGGUCUAAACACUCGGGAUCUUGUCACCCUAGUCGGGGCACACACCAUAGGAACUACAGCGUGCCAAUUUUUCAGUUACAGAUUAUUUAACUUCACUGCAGUCGGCAAUGGCGCUGACCCAUCAAUCAACCCUGAAUUUGUCUCUCAACUACAAACACUCUGUCCGCCAAGUAGUGACGAUACGGGACGUGUUGCAUUGGACACGGAUAGUGUUGAUUCAUUUGAUGCAUCUUUCUUUGAGAAUUUGAGGAAUGGCCGAGGAAUACUAGAGUCUGAUCAAAUGUUAUGGACCGAUGCUUCUACCAGAUCCAUUUCUCAAAGCUACUUGGGUGUUAGAGGCUUGCGAUCGUUGAAUUUCAACAUAGAAUUUGGCCGGUCAAUGGUAAAGAUGAGCAACAUUGAAGUGAAAACUGGAACUGAUGGUGAAAUACGCAAAAUAUGUUCUGCAAUAAACUAAUUAUAACCUUGCACAUUGAUGGAGUUGAGAACACUAUUGUAUUAAUUCUUACAUAGUUUUUAAGCGCCAGCUGGUAAUGUAAUACUGCUCACGUGCCUGACAAAAAAUGAAAUUGGCAAAGUCGAAUUGUCUUGCUCGAUCU
Molecule: messenger RNA, 1211 nt
Organism: Theobroma umbraticum
Lineage: Eukaryota; Viridiplantae; Streptophyta; Magnoliopsida; Malvales; Malvaceae
Product: cationic peroxidase 2-like
Biological process (GO): response to oxidative stress; hydrogen peroxide catabolic process
Molecular function (GO): heme binding; peroxidase activity
Source: RefSeq, a predicted model, not a curated record